AUGGUGCUUCACAUAGAUCUUGUAUAUUCAUUGUGUGUUAAACGUUACUUUCGGCCGCAGGGGGACCAGCAGCUCUGCAAAGUCCAGGAGGCCCAGCGUGUGGAGCGUGCCGUGCUGCUGGAAGCCGUCCAGGGCCUGGCGAUCGAGCUGUCUGUGUGCCAGCAGAGACAGAAGGACCUGCAGGACACCUUCUCCACAGCCCAGAGCCACUGGAGGGCCCAAGAGGAGCAGCUGAACCAUGAAGAACAGAGGCAGAUGACCGACAGUUUGAUUGAGACAGUCAAAACCGAGCAGAAGAAAGCAGCCAAUCAGUUUGCAGAGCGUAGCAUGGAAAAGCCAGGCAAUCAGGAGGAGGGCAAACAAGAUGAGAUGGUUGCUGAUGCUGCUGAAGGCAAGGGCUACACUCAGAGCAGGCCCCGGCUGCGGCGCACCAUGAAGCUCCACUCCGACCUGCACCAGGCCCUAGAGGGCCUCCAGCAGCAGACACCAGCAUCACCAUCACCCUCCCCAUCAUUAGACCCCAUGAGCUCCUACCAGGUCUCCGUCCAGCAGCUUCAGGAGGAGCUGCAGAGAGAGAAGGACCAAGUAUCGCGGCUGGUGGAGCGUCUGGAGAGGGCCGAGCAGAAGUCAGAGGAGCUGAGGCUGGAGCAAGAGCAAGACACCCAGGAAAGCUGGGACACUGUCCACCAGGAGAUGGAGACCAACCAGGAGAUGGGUGGCUUGGUGGAGCGGAUGAGGGAGAAGGUGCAGGAGGUCAGCGCCAUACUGCGCCGCAAGAUAAGCUGGGGUGGAUGGGCUGGGAAGAAGGAUGAGGUGGAAGAAGAAGAGGAGGAGGUGGGGAAGCCUGCAAACGCCCUUAACUCAGAGUGCAUAAACCAGUGUCAGGCAAUGCACCCAGAUCCACAAAUGCUAGAACAGGCCCAAGGGAACCCAGACCUAGAACCAGAGAAGGGAGCCCAGGACCAGCACUCCUGCCUGGAGACGUUGCUGUGGAGGUGGCAGAGGACGCUGGGGGGACAGUGGGACAUUGUGAAGAGGCUGAAGGCCGACAUGAAGAGGGAGACAGAGAGCAUGCAGGUGCUGGCCGCAGGCCUCUUGGACAACAGACAGAACAGCCUGGACACAUGCCAGGUCCAAGCCCUUGAAGAGCACCUGGAGAUCUGGAGGCGGAGGCAGAGAGAGAUGAAAAUGCAGCUGUCUGAAAUGCAGGCCCAGUUUGACGUGGAGCGGAACCGCUCUGCCGAGUUCCUGAAGGAGAACGACAAGCUGAGCAGGCUGCUUCGCACGGUGGAGUCCUCGGUUGCCGACCUGCAGCCCCUACCCACCUACCACCAGGUCCUAGUGGAGGACGCCAUGAAGGACAACUCUAUACAACAUGGCCGCCACAGGAGCAAGAUGUAAAAAUAACUCUCAAGGACUGAUGAAUUAAACUUGACAAUAUAAUUUG
Molecule: messenger RNA, 1447 nt
Organism: Coregonus clupeaformis (lake whitefish)
Lineage: Eukaryota; Metazoa; Chordata; Actinopteri; Salmoniformes; Salmonidae
Product: trichohyalin
Exons: 6
Coding region: 1-1401 (466 amino acids)
Source: RefSeq, a predicted model, not a curated record